AUGAGUUCUUCUCCGCUGGGUUCCCGUGGAAACAUGGACAUUCUGGAGGAGCUGCAGCUGAUCGCAGCACAGAACCUGGAGAGGUUAGAGGUCAACAAGUACUAUGAUGUUAUCAGGGAGCUUGGCAAGGGCACUUACGGCAAGGUGGACCUGGUCAUACACAAGAUCAGAGGUGAGGAGGACACACACACACACACACACACACACACACACACACUAGACUUGAUCUUGAGGAUGCACACAUUUAACAGGAUCAUUCACUGGUCCAGCUCUGCAGGAUUAUCUGCAGAAUUACAUGAUCAACCACUAUAAUCAUUCAUCACUCCCAUGUUGUUUUCCCCUCAGGCACCAAGAUGGCCCUGAAGUUCCUGAGGAAGAAGACAACCAAGCUGAAGUCGUUCCUGAGGGAGUACAGCAUCUCUCUCUACCUUUCUCCCUGUCCCUUUAUCAUUAACAUGUUUGGGAUCGCCUUCGAGACUGACGAUUACUACGUGUUUGCCCAGGAGUAUGCCCUGGCUGGGGACCUCUUCGACAUCAUCCCUCCACAGGUACGAGAGAGAGACAGGGAUGCAUAUUUGGGAUGUUCUGUUGUAAUGGCUAUGUAGGGUUAUUUUAACCAUUACUGCUCUAAAUAAUGUGCAAUGACAGUUUAUAAUAGCUAAUGUCACAUUGAAGAAUGCUUCAUAGCACGUUUACAGUGGUUGUCAUUACAGACAUCUUUGAGGUUUAUUUUGUUUCCUAAUCUCUGCCCCUCUCCAUCCAGGUGGGUCUCCCGGAGACGGUUGCUAAGCGCUGUGUGCACCAGGUUUCCAUUGCCCUGGACUACCUUCACUGUAAGAAGUUGGUGCACCGUGACAUCAAGCCUGAGAACAUCCUCAUCUUUGACCGCGAAUGCCGCAAGGUCAAACUGUCCGACUUCGGCAUGACGCGCCGCGCUGGCUCACCGGUCAAACGGGUGAGUGGCUAGAGGUCAAAUCACAACAAACUUUAUUUUAAAAAAACAAAAGUGGUGAACUGUAUGAGAAAUAGUUUGAGAUGCAGAACCCACCAAGUAUGCCAUAAAAGAGACCAGACCUCAUGGGAGCCAACUUAAAUGAAGAAUGAAAUCUUCCUAAUCAAUUAACAAAUAUUAUUUAUUCCUCUCCUCCCAGGUGAGCGGUACCAUCCCUUACACGGCUCCGGAGCUGUGCGACACGUCUCGCCACGAGGGCUUCUGCGUGGACUACAGCACGGAUGUGUGGGCCUUUGGCGUCCUCCUCUUCUGCAUGCUGACCGGUAACUUCCCCUGGGAGAAGGCCCUGCCCUCCGACUCCUUCUACCAGGAGUUCACUCGCUGGCAGAGACGGCGCACGGGCACCGUGCCCUCGCAGUGGCGCCGCUUCACUGAGCAGGCCCUCCGCAUGUUCCGCAGGCUCCUCUCUGUGGAGCAGGACAGACGCUGCUCCGUCAAAGAGGUGUUUGGCUACUUCAGCCACAGUUGGAUGCUGGAUGGAGACAGCAACGGGAACGGAGGAGGGGGCGGAGAGAGAGAGAGGGAGAGAGGAGGAGGAGGAGGAGGAGGGGUGAGGGUGGAGGGGGACGGGAGCAGUACGUCGUCCUUGUCGGGAGAAGAGGAGGAGGAGAUGCUGGUGGAGAGGAUGAAACAGCAGACUCUGUCUCCUCCGGUGUCUGUGGAGAGGGGGACUGGGGGGACGAAGGCAGGGAUGAUGCAGUCGGGUGGAGGACACCAUUUUGUGUCUGUUUCCAGCUCUGGGCCGUCUACCAACAGCUUUGACCGCAUGCCCAGAGACAGCAACAGCGACCAGCCCCCCGGACACAUACUG
Messenger RNA from Coregonus sp. 'balchen', 1823 nucleotides. The record is from the annotation of a GenBank genome assembly. NCBI's taxonomy places the organism in Eukaryota, Metazoa, Chordata, Actinopteri, Salmoniformes, Salmonidae.